Messenger RNA from Papaver somniferum (opium poppy), 1767 nucleotides. RefSeq lists its product as uncharacterized. Lineage: Eukaryota; Viridiplantae; Streptophyta; Magnoliopsida; Ranunculales; Papaveraceae. Bases 1 to 1767 code for a protein of 588 amino acids. The transcript has 2 exons. The record is from RefSeq and is a predicted model, not a curated record.
AUGGGUACUGUGAAUGAGUUUUGCACUUCAGGUACUAUCAAUUCUAAACAUAACUCUACUUUCAUUACUCUUAUACCAAAUAAGGACCAUAUUGAAACUAUAAAAGAUUGUAGACCUAUUUUCCUUCUUACUAGCGUUUACAAAAUCAUUGCAAAAGUUCUAGAUACAAGGCUGAAACUUUUUAUGGUUAAACUUAUUUCCCCGGUACAAUGUGCAUAUAUUGAAGGCAGGAAAAUAAUUGAUGGUACUUUAAUUGCUAAUGAAUUGGUAGAUUCUAGAAUAAGGUCUGGAAAUGAUGGUAUUGUGUGCAAGAUUGAUCUUGAGAAGGCGUUUGAUAGAAUUAACUGGAGAUAUCUCGAAUUUGUUCUACAUCAAAUGGGUUUCAGUAGAAAAUGGUGUAAUUGGUUGAGGUUCUGUUAUUCUACUUCUUCCUUCUCGGUACUUAUCAAUGGUUCUUCAUUUGGCUACUUCACAAGUACAAGAGGUGUACGACAAGGUUGUCCGAUAUCUCCUCUUUUAUUCAAUACAUCAGUGGAAGGCUUUUCUAGAUUCAUGGAUAGAGCGUCUAACCAAAGUUUUUUCAGUGGCUUCUCUGUUUCACCCAUAAGUAUCAUAGUCAAUCACCUUCACUAUGCAGAUGACACUAUUUUCUUUGUCGAUAAUAAGAAGGAGGAAUUACAUAACUUGUUUUCUGCUCUACAUUGUUUUGAAUUCAUUGCUGGUCUAAAGGAAGGUGCAAAGAACUCACACUUGGUUAACUGGGAUCUGGUUCGUGCAACUAAAGAAAAAGGUGGCCUUGGUGUUUGUAAUCUCAAGAUAAUGAAUUUAGCUUUAUUGGCUAAAUGGUGUUGGAGAUUUGGUGUCAAAAAGAAUAAACUUUCGUAUAAGAUAGGUGAAUACAAGUAUGGUACUGAUUUCUCCAAAUGGCCCGGGAAUAUAACUCAAACAUAUGGAGUAUCAUGUUGGCGUGUGAUUGCUGGAACUGCAAGUUUAAUUAGUGAAAAUUCAACACUCUUUGUGCAUUCAGGCAGUGCCAUUGCCUUCUGGAAUGAUAUUUGGUGUGGAGAACAUCCUCUUGCAACUGUUUCACCCAAUCUAUACAAGUUAUCAAGAAACAGAAAUGUUACGAUAGCCGACAUGAUAUCGAUGGAAGGGAAUUGGAAGUUUGAAUUCAAGCGUGUUCUCACAAACCUAGAGGUUGAAGAAUAUGCUGCCCUACUGACUAUUAUUGGAGACAAUCCUCUUGUUCAAGAUGCACUUCCAGACACAAGAAGGUGGAAGCUUCAGAACUCGGGUAUAUUCACAGUCAAGUCGCUUUAUGCAAAGAUGAUUGCUGAAUCUGGUGUUGAUAACUUUCCUUAUCAAUUUAUUUGGAGGCCAUCAAUACCUCCAAAAAUCAACAUCUUAAUGUGGUGCCUACUACAUGGAAAGCUGAAUACCAUUGAUGUGCUCCAACACAAAGGUAUGGAUCUGUAUAACUCGUGUGUGUUGUGUGGAAUUGGUGUUGAGUCACAAGACCAUUUAUUUCUCCACUGCAAAAUCGCAUACAAGAUUUGGUCCGGUCUUCUCCCUAAUACAGGAUGGGUUUGGGUUGUGCCUGGUGCAAUGAAUGACUUGGCAGAUAUGUGGCACCACAACCACUUCUCAAGUUCUGGUAACUAUAUAUGGAGUUUAAUCCCUGCGGCAGUUGUUAAUACAAUUUGGAGGCGGAAAGGAAUUGCAGAAAAUUUGAGGCUCAGUACAUGUAUAAAACAGAUGGCGACCUGA